Messenger RNA from Cladophialophora immunda, 2376 nucleotides. RefSeq lists its product as uncharacterized. The coding region runs from base 1 to 2376 and encodes 791 amino acids. The record is from RefSeq and is a predicted model, not a curated record. Lineage: Eukaryota; Fungi; Ascomycota; Eurotiomycetes; Chaetothyriales; Herpotrichiellaceae. The transcript has a single exon.
AUGGAGCUCAUCGCCAGAUCCAGUGCUAACUAUGUCCGCAGGCCGAGUGGAAAUGCCAACGGACUUGAACGUGCUCGCAAGACUCUGCUUGACAAAUCUGACUGGGUCGGACUCGCCACCGUACGGCCAUUGAAGUCGAAUCCACGUGCCCGAGACGAUAUGGAAGGACUAGGUCGUCGACGCAAGACUGCACAGUUCAAGCGAGGAACUCCGAUGUCUCAGAAGGAUUCAGUCCAGAGAGUAUUACGCUCGACGCGGCGUGCUCUUCGAGUUCCAUCUUUGCGCACAGAAGAGAUCAGCCUGAGAAUAGGGUCCAACUUACAUCAGACUCAAACCACCCCGAGCGUUGUUGUCCGAAAAGAGCCUAUCCACACAGCAGAAAGAGCUAUACAUGAACUGGUGCCAUCUGACAAGGUUUGGGACCGGAAGGAAACAGGCAAAACGGGGAAGGAGACACGAGGAACGAGCAGUGACAGCACCCACUCCUAUGCCUGCGAGCCAAGGACGGGGAGGACUGCUGACCUCAACUCCGCGGACAGGAACAAUCUCAUCACCCUCGACGAAGUUGUUGCCCUUGGCCUAACAUCCUGGGACAAAGUCCGUGGGCACGCUGGGUUAGGGGUUAAUACAAGUGUUUCGAUUGCGAAUUCUUCACGCAAGGAGAAAAAUUCACUGGGUACCCAAGUGGACGUCCAUUGGAAGCACGCCUCGCAUCAAGAAGCCGAAGCACUUGCUAUUCCUGGCAGUUCUCGGGAACAGCUCCACAUGCAGGCCUCGAGACCAGACUUGCCAGAUAUAAUCCGCCGCGUUAUUGCCGUGGGGCUAAUAAAAGAUGGCUCAGGACAAAACUCAUAUCCAGCACCCUUUCCCGAGCCAGUUCUGCAUGCUUGCCACCCUCCUGGGCCGAGCCACUCCUUGGUUGAUGAAAGCAUCCCCGUCGCUCCGGAAGCUACGUACAAAUACGAUGUGGCGAUCGAUGCCGAACUGCCAUCCCACCCACAAUUUACGUUGGAUGAUCAAGUGAAGCUAGAGCAGACGGUGGAGGAGCUCGAGCAGGAAAGUCAGCAGGUAGGGGAAUCGUCCUCUGCUGCUGACAAUUCCGGUCAAAGCGAUACAGUUGAUUCGCCAUGGUGCUCUCGAAGCAUCAGCACAUCCGCGGUCGGUGUCGUGAAUGACAGGGCUCUCUCUAAGAGUCCGUAUAUCUUCAGUUCGAGCGAGGACGAGUCUCACGCCCGCCAUAAUCCUGCCACUAGGACUGCUGGCAACUUGACGAAUUGCGUCACCACAGAACAGAAACUUCAAGCAGAAGAAAUUGCCACCCACAUGACUACUGAGGCAGGAUUCAUGCUUGCCUCCCAGGGUGUCGAGGCUCAGCUUGACGCAGUCCCAAUCAUCGACAAGGAAUUGUACUCUCGCCAUGGCAUUUCCAGCACCUGGGUUGGGCCAGAGCGACCGGAGUCAGCGCUUAGAUUUUUCGGGUCGCCCACUUCCAUCCCCACUACUGUGAACACUUCGAUCUUCAUACCACUCCCGGCAGAUCGUGACCAUUCCGAGACAGAUUUUCUUUCAGAAUUCAGUCCAAUGGAGGGCCGCCUCGACGAGAGACUGGUCGAUAUAUCACUAUACAACAACGCUUCGAAGACCGACCCUGGAAUUGGCACUAGCCCGACGGGAGGGUUGCUGGGUUCUGGAAGUACAGCCAGCAGGAAUCUUCCAAUGUCACUUAUACCAGCAAAAAGGAAAGCACCAGAUCAAUCCAGGGAACGAACAUCAUCAGGUUGGCUCAAGUCCAUAGAUUGCUCAGGUCCGAAGUCAUUGCCGCCGCCGCACAGCCAGCUGAGCGCCUGGUCCUUUGGCGACUCCGUAGAUCCUGGACGAGAUAGUACUGGGACAACAAUCAAGCGACUGUCAGCAGCAGCCUGCCCUGACCGAGCCACAGCAUUCCGGGAUAUGGUCAAUGGGCUUGGUAAGACUCAAACUCUGGUACAAGACGGUUUGAAGAAGAACGAGCAGGGAUUGAAUAUCGUGGCACACCGGGAGGGAGCCUCUACUAGCAUUUUCGGCAGGAGCGACAAGCUGACGGCGGGUUCGUCGCCGUCUCGCUCGUGCAGGGCUACGAGAUCGACGAUUAGAGAUUACGCGCAGCCAGCCUCGUUUCAAUCGUGGUCCGACGUUUCCACUCCAGCAACACCACGGUUCGCUGGCUUAGAAGCUGCAGAUACUCCUCUGCCGGCUCCGAUGCAGUCAAUGACCUUACUGAGGCAAUGUGAAAGAAACAACCACAUUGCGAGCAACGGUGACCCUCAGCCACGAGAUUUUGUCCAUGGAACUACUCAGUUUUCUACUCAAGUACCCCUAUGGAGCGAAGGCCAAUGA